This is a messenger RNA of Talaromyces proteolyticus, 1650 nucleotides long. RefSeq lists its product as uncharacterized. The transcript has 6 exons. Gene Ontology annotation, biological process: regulation of DNA-templated transcription; DNA-templated transcription. The record is from RefSeq and is a predicted model, not a curated record. Gene Ontology annotation, molecular function: DNA binding; DNA-binding transcription factor activity, RNA polymerase II-specific; zinc ion binding. Bases 1 to 1650 code for a protein of 549 amino acids. NCBI's taxonomy places the organism in Eukaryota, Fungi, Ascomycota, Eurotiomycetes, Eurotiales, Trichocomaceae.
AUGGAAUUGUCAGGCCUGGUAGAAAGACCGUCUUACACGAAAAGACGAACAUUCUUAGCCUGCAAACAGUGUCGAGCACGCCGAACAAGAUGUAAUGGCCAGCGGCCAAAAUGUUUGGGUUGUCAGAACCAGAACGCAGAAUGCGUGUAUCCCCAAGCUCCUGACCCUCAACCUUCACCAUUAGAGCAAGAGCUUUCCAGCAUUAAACAACGAUUGGAUUACAUAGCCUCUACAAUCACUCAUGCCUUUCAUCCCUCCCCUAUCCAGAUGCAGAUGCAGAAUGUAGGAGGCCCUAUACCCUUCUUCCCAUUCUUAGCUGUAAAAUCGCCUUUGCUCAUGAGAUUUCUUGGUCUGGACCCCGGCUUAUCCGAAAUCUUGUACCGCCUGGAAAACCCCUCCUCCGGCUGCAUUUCAGGAAUUACCAGAGCUCCACGGGCCUCUAGCAUUCCGUACGAGAGGGCUAUUACGGCACUCCACGCUUUCUCCGAACACGUACAUAGGUGGUAUCCUAUCCUACAUCCUAAUUUCACAAGUGAAUUCUUUGACGCAAAUACAAAUUCUUUCCCUCCCUCAAACAAAUCCUGUCAAUCUUUACUGGUCGCAGCAAUAGGUUUCCUGGUGGCGGGCCAGACCAUGGGGUCCGCCUCUUCCCUACAGACUGCGUCAUGUUAUUUUGAUGCCGCUCAAUCUAUGCUUUACUUUUCACUAUUAGAAGACGACUGGAGAAGCACACAAUGCCUCGUUCUUGUUAGUCUUUAUUUUUCCUGUCUCUUGCGGCCACGUCAAGCACACGACUUUGCAAUUCUCGCUACUUCCAAGGUUCAGAAGCUCCUCAAAAUUGAAAUUUCUACCCAGAUUGACCUAGGAGUAGAUACCUCUCGCAUACACCACCGAGAUUAUAUGAUCCCUUUUCCAGAAAGAGAUACUGAUGUUUGGAAUUUCACCUCUCAAUUCAAGUGUGAUUCCCCAAGGUCACUAAUGAGUGGAACAUUUGAAAACGAGGCUGGCGAAGACCGAGUCUCUUACCUCCUGAAAGCAGUCGAACUCGAACUAAUAUCCCAACGGUAUUCUGAAAGAAUGUCCACAAAUGGACUAAACGGCCAUCACCACCAAACUACACCUAUCACCGCAGACGAGCAGGCAUUUCUGCUAGAAGAGUGGUUCGAGUCUAUUCCACAAACAUUACGCUUCAGUGAAGCAGUCGUAGCCAGAUCGUCCCCAACAACCGUUCCCGCUUCCCGCUCACCUCUAGUCGAUUUCCUUCGUCUAAAGUACUAUGAAUUACAGGUAUCGAUUUACUGGCAAUACGUAUACCGUGUCGUGGAAAACGGAGUUGUUGCCGAUGCGGACGUCCUCGUGCACUCUAGGCUAUUUUUUGAUUCAGUGAUGAACUUUUUGUCGCUUGCCACUGUGAUUGCACCCCGUUGCGGGCCAAAACUCUGGUCAUUAUACACGAGUGUUUUCAUUAUAUGCCUAGCCACCCUGAAGGUUCAAAGCAUAGAAUGCUUUAAGGUUAUAGCACAACCUAAGGUGUUUGAACGCAUCCAACAUGCAGUGCAGAGCAUAAGGCGACCAAACGAAUGUGGUCGAUCGCUAGGCUUUAUGUGGUGUGUCCUUGAAGAGCAGCUACGUAACUUGAAAGCUAUGUAG